Messenger RNA from Nematolebias whitei (Rio pearlfish), 3748 nucleotides. RefSeq names its product syntaxin binding protein 5b (tomosyn) (gene stxbp5b). The record is from RefSeq and is a predicted model, not a curated record. Lineage: Eukaryota; Metazoa; Chordata; Actinopteri; Cyprinodontiformes; Rivulidae. Gene Ontology annotation, biological process: regulation of protein secretion; regulation of exocytosis. Gene Ontology annotation, molecular function: myosin II binding; GTPase activator activity; syntaxin binding. Gene Ontology annotation, cellular component: cytoplasm; SNARE complex; plasma membrane. Bases 320 to 3748 code for a protein of 1142 amino acids. The transcript has 28 exons.
ACCCGCUGAGCGCUGGCUGGACGAGCAGCUCGCGGAAACGGUUCGUCCCGAUCGAACUGCGCGACAGCUUCGUGGCGGAUUACCGCUUGAUGUCGGGAAGGACUCGCGCAGUCAGUGUUCGUGACGCGCGUGUUUUCGGAGAGCGCGCUGGCAACACCCUCCGUUAACAUGUGAGAUGUGUACGGAAAGCUAUUUAACUGUGCGUUGUUUCUGCUAACAGACCGAGCAGCUAGCAGCAGCUACCCUCAAUCCAAUUAAUGCUAGCUCGCUUGAUCUGCUGCCCGCCUCCCCUCAAGCGUCGCGUCGGUAACGGAGCAAAAUGAAGAAGUUCAACAUUAGGAAGGUGCUGGACGGCUUGACGGCGUCCUCCUCCUCUGCGCCUGCCCAGCCGGGGACUCCCAGGGAGAACGACGGAGUCCCGGAGACUCUCCAGUCCGAGCACUUCCAGCUGUGUAAGACGGUGCGUCAUGGCUUUCCAUACCAACCGUCCUCGAUGGCUUUUGACCCCGUACAGAAAAUCUUGGCUGUUGGGACUCAGACUGGAGCUUUGAGACUCUUCGGCCGUGCAGGCGUGGAGAGCUACUGUCAGCACGAGAGCGGUGCCGCCGUUAUCCAGCUCCAGUUCCUCAUCAACGAGGGGGCACUGGUGAGUGCCUUAGCUGAUGACAGCGUCCACCUGUGGAACCUGAGGCAAAAAAUCCCCGCUAUACUGCAUUCGCUCAAGUUUAAUCGGGAGAGAAUCACAUACUGCCACCUGCCCUUCCAGAGCAAAUGGCUGUACAUCGGCUCAGAGCGGGGAAACAUCCACAUCGUCAACGUGGAGUCCUUCACUCUCUCAGGCUACGUUAUUAUGUGGAACAAAGCCAUCGAACUAUCCACCAAGACGCAUCCAGGGCCUGUUGUGCACAUCAGUGAUAAUCCCAUGGAUGAAGGCAAGCUUUUGAUUGGAUUUGAGUGCGGGGUGGUCGUGUUGUGGGAUUUAAAGUCCAAGAAAGCCGACUACCGCUACAGUUAUGAUGAGGCAAUCCACUCGGUGGCUUGGCACCACGAGGGGAAACAGUUUGUUUGCAGCCACUCCGAUGGCACGCUGACCACGUGGAAUGUUCGAGUCCCAGCCAAGCCCGGACAGAUCAUCACACCACAUGGAAAACAGCCUAAGGAUGGAAGAAAGCCAGAGCCAUGUAAACCUAUCCUGAAGGUGGAGUACAAAACUACAAGGGCUGGGGACCCCUUCAUGGUCCUGUCCGGUGGUCUGUCGUACGACACCGUGGGGAGGAGAGCCUGUUUGACUGUGAUGCACGGAAAGAGCACUACUGUCCUGGAGAUGGACUAUCCCAUUGUAGAUUUUCUAACGUUAUGUGAAACUCCUUAUCCAAAUGAUUUUCAGGAGCCUUAUGCAGUGGUGGUCCUCCUCGAGAAGGAUUUAGUUGUAAUAGACCUUGGGCAAAUUGGGUACCCGAUAUUUGAGAGUCCGUAUGCUCUGUCGAUCCACGAGUCUCCUGUGACCUGCUGCGAGUACGUUGCCGACUGUCCUGCUGAACUCAUUCCUGCACUUUACUCCGUCGGCAGCCGACAAAAACGACAAGGUUACAGCAAGAAGGAAUGGCCUGUUAGUGGUGGAAACUGGGGCCAAGGCGCUCAGAGUUACCCAGAGAUCAUCAUCACAGGUCACGCUGAUGGGUCAAUCAAAUUUUGGGAUGCUUCUGCAUUAAUGCUUCAAGUGCUGUACAAGCUGAAGACUGCCAAAGUGUUCGAGAGGGCUCGCGGUAAGGAGGAGCAGCCAAACGCAGACAUAGUCGACGAAGACCCGUUUGCCAUCCAGACCUUGUUCUGGUGCCCUGAGAGCCGGAUGCUGUGCGUGGCCGGAGUGUCUGCUCAUGUGAUCAUCUACAGGUUCAGCAAACAGGAAGUCACCACUGAGGUUGUUCAGCUCCUGGAGUUACGGAUGCCGUGUGAAUUCAAUGACUUGGACUCCCCUGAUCGAGGAGGGGAGCAGACUCCCACCCUGCCAGCCUCUGCAGCUCCCUGCAGCCCUCAGGAGGCCGAGCCGCCCAACCAGCUCUCCACAGGCGGCAACUCCUCUGAAGGGCCCCGAGACAAUAUACCAUGCCUUCUGGUGCGGAGCUCCCCGCUGAAGCAGUCUCCGGGCUACCAGGUGGAGCUGGUGAUCCAGCUGGUGUGGGUGAGCGGGGAGCCGCCUCAGCAGAUCACCAGCCUGGCACUCAACUCCUCCUACAGCCUUGUGGUGUUUGGAAACAGUAACGGUCUGGCUGUGGUGGACUACCUCCAGAAAACCCUGCUGUUCAACAUGGGCACGUUGGAGCUGUACAGCCCAUCCGACCCAUGCCAGAGACAGCCACGCUCCCCACGUAACCCACGGCAGCCCUCUGGAGGACUUUGUGAAUCCAACGACGGCUCAAAUAACUCGGAGGACCGAUGCAAGUCGCCCACUUCAGGAUCUAACUCACCGUGCAAUUCAGACGAUGAGCGAAAGCAGAACUUCAUAGAGAAGGUGAAGUUAAAAAGCAGACGCUUUUCCAAGACGGUUGCCAAUGACUUUGCCAAGAUGUCACGGAAAAUUAGCUCGCCUACUGAGCAAAAACCAGAGCUGGAUGUCAAGGAUAACGCGUUCAGCCGCUCGCGGAGUUCGAGCGUAACCAGCAUAGACAGGGAGUCUCGAGAGGCCGUCUCCUCUCUUUACUUCUGUGAGAGUUUCCCCAGGAAGUCGGACAGCCUGGUCAGCCCCUGUCUGUUGGUGGGCACCACCCAGGGCUCUGUGAUGAUGCUGGCUGUGUGUUUGCCACCGGGCGGUGACCAGCGGCUGCAGCAGCCCGUCAGCUUCUCCUCCUGCGGCACCUUGGCCAGACUUGUAGGAGGGAUUUUAACCAUGGCUCUUCUUGACGCUACUGGAUCUCUGCUGCCCCCUUCCUACGAGACGUGGUAUGACCCGAACGCCUCGGAUGAGGAGAAGGAGAAGGGCCGGAGGCGCAGGCCAGCCUCUCCCCCGUCAUCAGAAGGCCAGGACGCUCAGUUUUCUGUGCUGUGCUCGGAGAAGCAGGCCAAGGUGGUGGCCAUGCCCUCCCACACCUGCAUCUACAAACACAACAUCACAGAGACGUCGUUUGUGCUGAGGGCUGACGUGGUGCAGAUGGCCGGUGCUUACUGCCUCGCCUGUUUCUGUGCCAACGGCCACAUUAUGACCCUCAGCUUGCCCAGUCUGCGGCCUCUGCUGGACGUGAACUACCUGCCGCUGACUGACAUGCGGAUAGCAAGAACGUUUUGCUUCUCUAACUUGGGACAGGCUCUGUACCUCACGUCCCCCACUGAGAUUCAGAGGAUCACCUACAGCCAGGAGACCUGUGACAACCUACAGGAGAUGCUCAGUGAGUUGUUCACCCCCGUGGAGACGCCGGAGGCUCCAAAUAGAGGAUUCUUCAAAGGUCUUUUUGGUGGAGGAGCUCAGUCUUUGGACAGGGAGGACCUCUUUGGCGAAACAACUGCUGGUAAAGCGUCUCGCAGCCUAGCCCAGCACAUCCCCGGUCCCGGCAGCAUGGAGGGCAUGAAGGGGGCCGCGUCCGGGGUCGUGGGCGAUCUGGCCCGGGCCAGGAUCGCUCUGGACGAGAGGGGCCAGAAGCUGGGCGAGCUGGAGGAGAGGACGGCAGCCAUGAUGGCCAGCGCAGAGUCGUUCUCCAAACACGCUCAUGACAUGAUGCUGAAGUACAAAGAUAAGAAGUGGUACCAGCUCUGA